GUUGUCGGCUCAGUUCAGUUGCGGCGCAAUUAGUGUGCACUCGUAGCGUGCGCGAAUUUAAGUGUAUAUGUGUAGUGUGCUAUGCAUGAGCGUCGUUGAUAUACCGUCUCGGUGAUAAUAUUUACGUUAAAGGCGAAUCGAAGAAAAAACAUUUCUUAUAUUUUUUUGGUCUUUGAGAUACGUAUAAUUUUCUAAUUUUUUCGCGUCACACAACUUUUUAAAAGCCGUUUCUUUUGAUUGAUUUAAGUGUAUACCGGCUACUCUUGCCGAUUCACGCCAUGGAUUACGGUUUGGAGCCGCUGCAGAGGGCUCGGUCCAACACGUGGCCGUUACCCAGACCGGAUGCCGAGGACGGAAUUAAUACGCAGUUACCAGAGGAUAGCCCACCGUCGCAGUUGAUGCCGCCGUCCACAUUGCCUUUGGAUAUCAUCGGACCGGCCGGCAACAGUUCAUUGCAACCGCCACAACAGCCGUUACAAUCGUUGAUUGCCGGUCCCGCCGGUGCCGCGGCCAAGAAAACGUCUAGUCGACGAAACGCAUGGGGUAACCAGUCGUAUGCUGAUCUUAUUACACAGGCCAUCAGUUCGGUACCGGAACAGCGGCUUACCCUAUCGCAAAUCUACGAGUGGAUGGUACAGAACGUGCCGUAUUUCAAGGACAAAGGGGACAGCAACAGUUCAGCCGGUUGGAAGAAUUCCAUUCGUCAUAAUUUGUCAUUACACAGUCGUUUUGAGAAGAUUCAAAACGAGGGCACAGGCAAGUCCUCUUGGUGGCAGAUCAAUCAUAACGCUAGUAAAACAACAGGCAAGUCUAGGCGCCGUGCAACUUCAAUGGAAACGCCCAAGUUUGAAAAGAGACGCGGUCGUGUCAAGAAAGUCGUGGAGGCCAUCAGAAACGGUCUACAUCCGGAGAACACGCCUAGUCCAAGCUCUUCCGUCUCAGAAAAUUCAGACAUGAUACCCGUGUCACCCCUUAGGGGAUUCCAGUUCAGUCCUGACUUCAGAGGGCGGGCGUCUUCAAAUGCUUCUUCGACAGGCCGGCUGUCUCCGAUAUUCAGCGAACAACUGAGCACAGCCGAUUACGGUCUCGACUCGGUGGCAGAACAAGGCCAAGCCGACCAAUUGGCUGGUACGUUAGCGCAGACCGUUCGUCUGUCUCAGCCGCUACAACCAUUAGACAGCUACAGAGACGUCUUUUUGGACAACCGUCCACCACCACCGCCGUACAGCAGCAUAGCGUUCCCGUCGUGUCCCAUACAUGGUUACCAAGGAUGUUCUUGCUUCAACUUGAAUCAGCUCAGCAGCAUAAACAGCACGUCUCCUUACAAUAUCAAACAGGAGUACAACAAUGGCUACAUGGAUAACCAGCAAGACGACAACAUGUCUGCUACGGUUGUCGGACAGAUCAUGGGAGCUUCUCACUUGUCGUUCGACGACCUCAACAUCAACUUGGAUAAAUUCACUCCGGUAGAAUGUAACGUGGACGAGGUCCUCAGUCACGAAGUCAGCUUAGGCGGUUGUUUAGACUUUAACAACUUCAAUCCGACUACACAACCGCAGCCGACUGUGGCCACGACACAGACAUUGGCCUCUGUCAGCCACGAUCAGUCGCCAUUCUCCUCCGGUCACCAUUGGGUACAUUGAACAGUGCACAGUAGUUCAUCCACAAUGGCCGCAUACCAUUUGUUUUCACUGGAGACAAUGUGAGUCUAGUAAUUCUAUUGUGUUUUGCCACUGUGUUGCCCUAAUAGUGUAAUUUAAUAUUGUUUAUUUUUACCGGUUUCAAGAAUAUGAUGUUAGAGUUAGAUUUAAAGUUGUAAAAGAAAUAUUUCAAGAAAAAAAUUAGUAGUACCUUGUUAAUAUAUGAUGUUGUGUUCUUUUAAAAUAACAACUAUUUUAUAUAUCCUAUAUACUUUUGUUAUGAUAGAUGUAAUGAUAUUUAAACUAUACAUAAUGUAUUACACGGAUAUAUAUAUAUAUGUAUAUGUAUGAUAUUAAAUUUUGUUAACAUAGUCUAAUAUUUGUUGUAGUUUUAAAUUGAUUGUAACCGCUGAAUAUAUUGUUAUUUAGGUAUUUUAUUAUCAUUAAUAAUAUAGUUGUACAUGUAUACAUUACUAGUGUUUUAAACUAAUAUACCGGAUUUUGGCUCAAGUUAGGCCGAUGAUAGCUGUAAUCAAAAAAAAAAAAAAAAAAUUAAGAAUACAUUUAGAUUAUAUUCAUAGUAUGUAAGGAUUUGUUUGUUUGUAAAUGCGUUUGCUCAGCCAUAAACUGUUUUGUCUAAUAUAUAAAUGUAUAAAUUAUAUAACUUGUUUUGCGAAAAAAUUGUUUGAUUGAUCUUUGAAAACUAAAAUGUUAUAUGCAUAUUAUUUGUGUAUUUUGAUUACUACUACAACAGUUUAUUUUUAUUUAAAAAUUUAUUACGACAGUAAUUAGCUUUUGUAUUUCUUAAAACAUUAAAUUAAAAUAUAGCAAGUCCAUUUUCAUGAUUGUACAACAAAUAUUUUAAAACCGAACUUUUGUGCCAUACAAUAUUUACGUAAUAAAAAUGUUCAGUUCUAUUUUCAUGAUAAAAUAUUUUUAAUAGCUCUAAAAAUAAAAAAAUUUGAUUCAUUUUUCAUUAUUAAUUUUAAUGCGUAUGCCAGUGCCUUAUGAUCUCAAAAAAUAUACCUCCAAAGCAAACAUUAUUUACAUAAUAAGUCAUUUGAGAAGUAAAUUUUAUGCAAACC
Daktulosphaira vitifoliae (grape phylloxera) is the source of this 2725-nucleotide messenger RNA. RefSeq names its product forkhead box protein O (gene foxo). Gene Ontology annotation, biological process: regulation of transcription by RNA polymerase II. Gene Ontology annotation, cellular component: nucleus. Lineage: Eukaryota; Metazoa; Arthropoda; Insecta; Hemiptera; Phylloxeridae. Gene Ontology annotation, molecular function: DNA-binding transcription factor activity, RNA polymerase II-specific; RNA polymerase II cis-regulatory region sequence-specific DNA binding. Bases 279 to 1643 code for a protein of 454 amino acids. The transcript is spliced from 5 exons. The record is from RefSeq and is a predicted model, not a curated record.